AUGCACACUCUUGCUGCUUUUCUCCUCUCCCUUCUUCUCGGGGGCCAGCUUGUCGCUUCCCUGCCGACCGUAGAGUCGCCGGCCGAAUUCUCCGUCGUGGCCGCUCGUAAUGAAAAGCACAAGCGCCACGGGCCGUCAGCUCUGGCCAAGGCCUACCGCAAGUACGGUAAAUCUCUUCCUAAUGAUCUAGCGGCCGCCGUGGAUCAGCUGGAGAAAAGGCAAAGCACCGGCUCCGUCACGACGACCCCCCAAAAGUACGAUAGCGAAUACCUAGCCGCUGUCCAGAUCGGCACGCCGCCUCAGACGCUGCAGCUGGAUUUUGAUACCGGCUCGAGCGAUCUCUGGGUGUUCAGCACCGAGUUGCCUGCUCGAGCCGUCAAGGGGCAGACCCUCUACAAUCCCGCCUCCAGCUCGACCGCCAGCCAGCUCAGGGGCGCGAGCUGGAGCAUCACGUACGGCGACCACAGCAGCUCGAGCGGGGACGUCUACGCCGAUGUCGUCUCCAUCGGAGGUCUCAAGGUCAAGAACCAGGCUGUCGAGGCGGCGAAAAAGAUAUCGGCCCAGUUCACCGCCGACGCCUCCUCCGGACUCCUCGGCCUCGCCUUCAGCUCCAUCAACACGGUCCGGCCCAAGAAGCAGCAGACGUUUUUCGACAACGCCCAGUCGAGCCUCAAGAAGCCUGUCUUCACAGCCAACCUCAAGCACCAAGCUGACGGAAAGUACAAUUUUGGCUCCAUAGAUAGCACGCAGUAUCAAGGCAAAAUCACGUACACGCCCGUCGACAAUAGCCAAGGUUUCUGGGCCUGGACUUCUUCGGGGUACGCUGUCGGCAAGGGGGCCGUCAAUGACCACCCGAUCACCGGCAUCGCCGACACCGGCACGAGCCUCCUUCUUCUACCGAGUGAGGUCGUCAGUGACUACUACGCCGAUGUUGAUGGCGCCGACUACGACGACUCCCAGGGUGGCUUCACCUUCCCGUGCGGAACAAGGCUGCCUGAUUUCACUUUUGGAGUCGAGACGUCCACCAUCACCGUUCCCGCCUCGUUCCUCAGCUAUGCUCCCACCGACGGAUCCGGAAAGACUUGCUUUGGUGCCAUGCAGAGCAGCGACGAAAUUGGCAUUUCCAUCUUUGGGGACGUCGCCCUUAAGGCCGCCUUUGUAGUCUUUGACGGCGGCAACAUGCAGCUUGGCUGGGCCAGCAAGUUGUAA
Messenger RNA from Drechmeria coniospora, 1209 nucleotides. RefSeq names its product secreted aspartic proteinase precursor. NCBI's taxonomy places the organism in Eukaryota, Fungi, Ascomycota, Sordariomycetes, Hypocreales, Ophiocordycipitaceae. The record is from RefSeq and is a predicted model, not a curated record. The transcript has 2 exons. Bases 1 to 1209 code for a protein of 402 amino acids. Gene Ontology annotation, molecular function: aspartic-type endopeptidase activity. Gene Ontology annotation, biological process: proteolysis.